CGCGCGCCGGCUGGCUCGCGGGCUCCGCCGGGAGGGCGCCCAUUGCGGAGCUGGAGGGUGCCGGCUCCGCCGCCCCGAUGAGCUCCACCAACCCACCGGCACCCGCGGGCGGCGGCGGCGGCCGGCUCAGGCAGCUCCUCUGGCCGCCGCCGCCGCCGCUGCUGCUGCUCCUGCUGUUGCUCCCGCCGUCGGCUCAGGCGGAUGUCGCCCUGACCGUCCCCGCCACGCCGGCCGGACGCUGCCCGUCGGGGGACAAGCGAGACAGCCCGGCCAAGGCUUCCGCUGAGAGGCGCCCGCUGGGAACCGAUUUUUGCCAUUUACUGAGCCCGCCCUGUUUCACGGAGGAAGAUAAAUACAGUCUGGAAGCCCUCUGUACAAUUCAUAAACAGAUGGAUGAUGACAAAGACGGUGGCAUUGAAGUAGAGGAAAGCGAUGAGUUUAUCAGAGAAGAUAUGAAAUAUAAAGAUGCGUCUAAUAAACACAGCCACUUGCACAGAGAAGACAAGCACAUCACCAUUGAGGAUUUGUGGAAACGGUGGAAAACGUCAGAGGUUCACAACUGGACGCAAGAAGAGACGCUUCAAUGGCUGGUGGAGUUUGUCGAACUUCCUCAGUAUGAGAAGAAUUUCCGAGAAAAUAAUGUCAAAGGAACAACGUUGCCAAGGAUAGCAGUUAAUGAACUUGCAUUUAUGAUCUCUCAGUUGAAAAUUAUCGAUCGGAGCCACAGGCAGAAACUUCAGCUGAAGGCCUUGGAUGUCGUUUUAUUUGGACCUCUUACACGCCCACCCCACAAUUGGAUGAAAGAUUUUGUACUCACAAUCUCCAUAAUGAUUGGUAUCGGAGGGUGCUGGUUUGCUUAUACACAGAACAGGACUUCAAAAGAACACGUUACCAAAAUGAUGAAAGACCUGGAAAGCCUCCAGACCGCGGAACAGAGUCUUUGUGAAUUGCAAGAAAGGCUUGAAAAAGCACAGGAGGAGAAUCGAACCGUCGCCGUAGAAAAACAGAACUUAGAACGCAAGAUGAUGGAUGAAAUCAGCGAUGCAAAACGGGAAGCCUGCCGACUCAAAGAAUUGAGAGAAGGAGCCGAGUGUGAACUCAGCAGACUUAAAUACGCAGAAGAGGAGCUGGUGCAGGUCCGUAUGGCUUUAAAAAAAGCCGAGAAGGAGUUCGAACUGCGAAGCAAUUGGUCUGUUCCAGACGCGCUGCAGAAAUGGCUGCAGCUCACACACGAAGUGGAAGUCCAGUACUACAACAUUAAGAGACAAAAUGCAGAAAUGCAGCUAGCCAUUGCCAAGGAAGAGGCAGAAAAAAUUAAAAAGAAGAGAAAUACUGUAUUUGGAACGUUACAUGUUGCACACAGUUCUUCACUCGAUGAAGUGGACCACAAGAUUCUGGAAGCAAAGAAAGCACUUUCUGAAUUAACCACUUGCUUGAGAGAGAGACUCUACCGAUGGCAGCAGAUUGAGAAGAUCUGUGGCUUUCAAAUAGCCUACAACUCAGGACUGCCCAGUCUGACCUCCUCCCUCUACUCUGAUCACAGUUGGGUAGUCAUGCCACGAGUUUCCAUUCCGCCCUACCCAAUCGCGGGGGGAGUCGACGACCUCGAUGAAGAUACCCCUCCCAUUAUUUCCCAGUUUCAUGGGUCUGUUGUGAAAACCACCACCUUAGCAAGGAGCAGCAGCGUGUACCGCUCCAGGCGAAAUGUUGUGCCAUCAUCGCCUCAGUUGCAACACACAGCACAAACACAACCCACUGCGCACACACCAGCCACCCUGCAAUCUGCAGACCCAGACCUCCUUUCGGUGUCCAGUUGUCCUGCUGUUUACCGUACGGAAGAGGAGGAGGAGGCGAUUUACUUCACUGCUGACAAGCAAUGGGAAGCUCAGGAUGCAGGUUCCGAAUGCGACUCCUUCAAUUCUUCCACCGGAAGGAAGCAGUCUCCUCCUUCAAGCCUUGACAUCUAUCAACCCCUGUCACCUCAAAAGACGUCCCAGGAAGAUGUCUCCUUAGAACAGUCCUCUACCGGAGACUCUUCCUCCCUCACCGCCGAUAUUUCCAGGGGUUCGCCGGACUGCGUGGGGCUGACAGAAACUAAAAGUAUGAUCUUCAGUCCCGCGAGCAAGGUGUACAACGGCAUUCUGGAGAAGUCCUGCAGCAUGAACCAGCUCUCCAGCACCGCUCCUAUCCCUAAGCCUCGGCACACCUCGUGUUCUUCCACCAGCAGUGAAAGCCGAGCCGGGCACGAACCUUCUCCCGUCUCCCGGAUCAGUAGCGUUUCACACGACCUGUAUCAGAACGGAGAGCGAAGCAAAAAAUCGUCCAAAAUCAAGAGCCUUUUCAAGAAGAAGCCCAAAAGCUAUGGCAUUGUGGACUGGACACGGGGCAACUUUUGAAUGAAGUACAACGACUUAAAUUGCACUACUGUUCUCCUGACUGGAAAGUUAUCUUUGCAAGCGAAACGGUUUUAAACUCGUCAAAAUAAAAGAAAAAGAUGGGCUGGUUCAGCAGUUGGGGUUUUUUUUUUUAAGGUGGUUUCUAUGUAAAAGCUAGCAUUUCUAACCGUUGAUUUUUGGAACUGGAACCUCAUUUUAAAAUGCAUUUAAUUAACCUAACGGAUUGGCUCCUGUUGUAAAGAUAAUCCAGAGACUUCACUAUGAUCUUAUGGCAUUGCACAGGCUGACUGGGUGGAAAUGUAUGUCGAGAGAAGGAGCUUCUGAUUCCAUAUCCAAGUGGUAAAAUGUCGGUCUUUUUACCAGGAUGGACUUUCUCAGAUAUUCACAAAGUUUAAACCUGGGUGAGGGAGAAAUGUGGGCGCUUGUUUACAAACUUUGACGGUGAGAAGAUGGUUGAUUUGUGAAUAUUUGUACUGUGGCAAAGAUAAUAAAUUGAAAAUCCUAUUGUGCCAUGA
Messenger RNA from Crotalus tigris (Tiger rattlesnake), 2911 nucleotides. It is a transcript of the gene STIM2, whose product is annotated as stromal interaction molecule 2. The coding region runs from base 78 to 2396 and encodes 772 amino acids. Gene Ontology annotation, biological process: activation of store-operated calcium channel activity; store-operated calcium entry; intracellular calcium ion homeostasis. The record is from RefSeq and is a predicted model, not a curated record. Gene Ontology annotation, cellular component: endoplasmic reticulum; plasma membrane. The transcript is spliced from 13 exons. Gene Ontology annotation, molecular function: calcium ion binding; protein binding; calcium channel regulator activity. NCBI's taxonomy places the organism in Eukaryota, Metazoa, Chordata, Lepidosauria, Squamata, Viperidae.